Messenger RNA from Brenthis ino (lesser marbled fritillary), 1884 nucleotides. The record is from the annotation of a GenBank genome assembly. NCBI's taxonomy places the organism in Eukaryota, Metazoa, Arthropoda, Insecta, Lepidoptera, Nymphalidae.
AUGAGCACCCGCUGCGAUUUGAGUCUUUCUCAGAUAGAAUCCGCGGAGCUUGUGGAUAUUAGGGCUGAGUUAAUACAACUUCGGGCUUCAGGCCAACAAGGUGCGAACGUAGUCGGCAAUGUAUCAGAGACGGCGCGUGCGCGUGCCGAAGCUGCACAGCUUGCGCGAGAAAAUGCUGCCUUACGAGAGACAGUGCUUGCAUUACAUUCCGAACUUUUUGGUGCUAGGUUAGCUACUAAAUAUCUGGAUAAGGAGUUAGCGGGACGGAUACAGCAGUUACAGUUAUUGGGAAGUGACAUGCGCGCCGAACUAAGAGAUUCUUUGUGGGCUCAGGUGGAAGCAGAAAUCCUUCUCCAACGCCACAAGACGUUGGUCCGCGUGUGCCGCGGGCUGGCGCCGCGCGCGCCGCGCCCGCCCGCCGCGCACGCGCCGCCCGCGCCGCGCACCGUGCGCGUGCGGCGCUCCCCGCACCUGGGGCUCGGCAUCUCGGUUACGGGUGGUCGAGAACACGGAGUACCUAUUCUUAUAUCAGAGUUGGAGGCGGGCGGGCCCGCCGCGCUCACCGGUCAGUUGUAUGUGGGCGACGCCAUUUUAGCCAUCAACGACCUAGAUCUUACUCAGGCUUGCCAUAAGGAAGCAGUUCAAGCAUUGCAGAGUGUAAAAGGAGAUUGCGCCCUUUGUGUUCAAUUUAUUGCUACAGACGACGAUGAUCGUCUUUCUGAAGAUAAUUACAGGUUCCCCCUGUACCCGGAGGACGGGGAGGGCUUCGUGGAGCCGGACGCGUCGGGCGCUACGCCCACCGCGCCGCGCACACCCGAGUAUAAUCACCACAAUGCAUCAGGCAGUGAAUGCGAUGAAGAGAACUCGUGCGACGAGCCUGUGUACGACCCGCACCGUGCCUGUCUACAUAACGAUGGUGGGCCUGCAUAUGGACCUGACAGAUUGUAUGGACCGCGGGAUGAAAGGAUCUAUGGACCACACGAAGAGAACACCUCGUACACCCAAGACAGAUUGUACGAACGCCGCGAUGAGAAUGGACCUUAUGUAGAAAAGUAUGGACCCCGAGAGGAAAACGGUCCAUAUGUUCAGGAAAGAACGUACGUUCGUAAUGAUAGGGAAGGUAUCGGCAGCACUGGCGGAGGAAGCGUCACGCACUAUGCGGAUUACAACAAUAUAAAUAAUCUAUCCAUACUCGAUAUGGAUGACGAUUCCAUUAAGAUAGAAGCUCGACUAGAGAUGGCGGGCGCGGCGUCGCUGUCCACGUCGGCGCGCUCCACGCCCGUGCACACGCGCAACUCGCUCAAGAAGAAGCGCAAGCCCCAGGACUGGCGGACGAAGGGCGCGUAUUGCGCGGUGUCGGACGCGCAGUCGUCGGACGAGCCGCUGCGCUCGCCGCGCCUCGCGCCCGCGCGCGCCGCCCCUCCGAUAAACGAUAAUAAGGAGCCACCACCGUCUGGGUAUCUCCCGAUUUCGAUCCCCUCCCCGGCCAGCGAGACGUCAUGCGCGCUCGUCAACGUCACGCCGGCCGCGACGUCCGCCGCGGCGACGCCCGUCACAGCGACCCCCGUCAUGGCGGCCACCGUGACGCCAACUGUCACGGCGGGCGUAACGUCAGCGCCGUCAAACAUUACGUCAACCGCGUCAGUGACGAAGCUGCCGGCCCCCGACCUUCAGGCGCGAGAGACGGCGAUGCCGCCGCCGCUUGACGUUUAUCUCAAAAGCAAAGUGAACGGCGAUAGCCGUCCGAGGAAAGAGACUAAAGGCUUCCGGAUAGGGUCGGCGCGGCGCGUGACGGAGGCGCGCAAUGGUGAAGAAGAGCGCGAGCGCAAGGCGCUGCCGCGGCUGCUGCCGGGGCGAGGCGACCCGGACUUUGGCACGCCCGUU